CCUUUGGAAGAAGUUGACGAGGAGAAUGAGCAAGAUGAGCACAUGCAAUCGCCACAACCAAACAUAUCAACAUCAACUGCACGACUGAAAACACCGAGACGUAAUGCGAAUGUGUCGUGUGGUCCCAAUACGUCCCAAAAUCAUAAUCAAACCCAACAAAACGCUUCAAUGAAAAACGAUGAAACAACAAAUUCAACACCAACUUCAAGAGCACCAUGGGAGAAGACUUCGUUCGCUGAGCGGGAGACGGAGUUGAUGGCAGACGACGAGACAAAUCAGCACAGUAAUUUCGGCUUAGCCAAUCAGAAGACGCCAUUGGCUUCCUCUUCAUUAGCAGUUAUUCCGGCUCAUUUCCUCAACACACCAACGCAUGUUUUGAGCAUUAUGAAUGGACGUUCAAGCAGGAACAAAACGUUGCCCACUCAAAACGCAAACGAAUCAAAAAAUGCCACAAUUGAUAUUUCCGAAAACGAUCAUAGUCCAGUUAGGGAGAAUGUAGCACAUGAUUCAUCGAUGCAUGACAGUGCAUAUCUUUCACCAACAGCCAAUUUCGUCGAAGACUCUUCCAAUGCUGCUCUAUAA
This is a messenger RNA of Anisakis simplex (herring worm), 582 nucleotides long. NCBI's taxonomy places the organism in Eukaryota, Metazoa, Nematoda, Chromadorea, Rhabditida, Anisakidae. The record is from the annotation of a GenBank genome assembly.